CAUGAAAUACCAACGUAUUCUGGAGAUUUUUAAAUCAUUUUGUGGGGAAAGAGUUCUUCAGCUUAGGGGGUUUUUUAACGGCGCAAGGGUUUAUGGCUAUUUGGAUAAUUAAUAGGUUAAGAUUGAAGGGCAUAAACCGGCGAUCCAGCAACCAUUUUCUCCGUUAAUUAACGAUUUCCGUUUCCCUUUCAAUCUCAGCUAUUCUCAGACACCAGACCUGCUGAGGUAUUAGAAUUACAUAAGGACUCUCAAGAAUGAAUCUUUGAUUUGAGCUAUGAGGGUUGAAGGGAAAAUGUUGGCCAAAUCAAUCGCCUCGAGUCGAGGAAUAUUCACUUGUUCUUGUUUAUUCGAGAGAAUCAAGCAGACAGAAAAUGAAAUCGUCCAAAUGUUUAAGCUAGCAAGUCCGAAAGACGACACCCCAAAUUUCGGCAACCACCCCAGCACAAGGAGGAGCAUGUCGGCCAGAAAACUCGACGAGAGAUUUAUAAGAAUCUUGAAAAUAUUCAAGUGGGGCCACGACGCAGAAAAAGCUCUCGAGGUUCUCAAAUUAAAAGUCGACCGUAGAUUAGUCCGCGAGGUUCUGCAAGUAGAUGUCGAAAUCAACGUGAAACUGCACUUCUUCAAGUGGGCAGGAAAGAGAAGGCACUUCGAGCACGAUUCCACCACCUACAUGGCCUUAAUCCAUUGCCUCGAAGAGGCGAAACUCUUCGGUCCAAUGUGGAAAACGAUCCAAGAAAUGGUCAAGAGUCCAUGUGCCGUGGGCCCCGCUGACCUGUCAGAAAUCGUACGAGUCUUGGGCAGGGCAAAGAUGGUGAACAAAGCACUCUCGAUAUUCUACCACAUUAAAACCCGGAAAUGCAAACCGACCGCCAGCACGUACAAUUCCAUGAUAUUGAUGCUGAUGCAAGAGGGCCACCACGAAAAAGUCCACGAGCUGUACAACGAGAUGUGCGGUGAAGGCACUAACUGUUUCCCCGACACUGUUACUUACAGCGCUCUCAUAUCUACAUUUGCGAAAUUGGACCGCAAUGAAUCUGCUAUUCGUUUGUUUGAUGAAAUGAAAGAGAAUGGAUUGUACCCCACCGCAAAAAUAUACACUACUUUAUUGGGUGUUUUCUUCAAGAUUGAUAAGGUCGAAAAGGCAUUGGGGUUAGUGCAAGAAAUGAAGGAAAAAGGGUGUGCGCCUACGGUGUAUACGUAUACAGAAAUGAUUAGAGGGCUUGGCUCUGCUGGGAGAGUCGAAGAAGCUUAUUCGAUAUUUUUAAACAUGAUAAAUGAUGGUUGUAAACCAGAUGUUGUGCUUAUGAACAACGUGAUUAAUAUCUUGGGGCGUAGGGGCCGUUUGGCUGACGCGGUCAAGCUUUUCGAAAAUAUGGAGUCUUUCGAUUGCACUCCGAAUGUGGUGACUUACAACACGAUAAUCAAAUCCAUGUUCGAAUCGAAAUCGCCAGUGUCUGAAAUCGUUUUAUUGUACGAGAAAAUGAAAAACAGCGGUGUGAAUCCGAGCUCCUUCACUUAUUCGAUCCUCAUCGAUGGAUUCUGCAAGAAAAACAGCUUGGAAAAAGCUUUGUUGAUGCUCGAGGAAAUGGACGAAAAGGGUUUUCCGCCAUGCCCAGCCGCCUACUGCAGCUUGAUCAACAGCCUCUGCCGAGCGAAAAGAUACGAUGCAGCACACGAGUUAUUUCAAGAAUUAAAGGAGAAUUGCGGUUCAUCGAGCGCUCGUGUCUACGCGGUUAUGAUAAAGCAUUUAGGAAAAUGCGGACGUUUGACUGAGGCGGUUGACCUUUUCGACGAGAUGAAAAGACUAGGAUGCCCUCCCGAUGUUUACGCCUACAAUGCCCUCAUGUCGGGGAUGGUGAGGGCAGGGUUGACCGACGAGGCUCGGUCAAUGAUCCGUUCGAUGGAGGAAAACGGGUGCGCUCCGGAUUUGAACUCGUAUAAUAUCAUAUUGAACGGGCUGGCUAGGGCGGGUGGGCCCCACCCGGCGAUGGAGAUGUUUGAGAAUAUGAAGAGGGAUUGGAAGAUGAAACCGGAUGCUGUUUCUUACAAUACAGUGCUAGGUUGUUUGAGUCGGGCGGGUAUGUUUGAGGAGGCUGCCAAGUUGAUGAAGGAGAUGCGGUCGAGUGGUUUGGAGUAUGAUCGGAUAACGUACUCCUCGAUACUCGAGGCGGUUGGUAAAGUUGACGAAGACUGUAAACUUGUUUCUUCAUCAUGAUGACCAUAUACACUACAUGAUUGGUAGCUUGCGGUGAUUAUUUAUUUUUUACCAGAAAAAAAAUAAAAAACAUCAUGGUUCUGUUUUUGUUUUUAUUGUAGUACUGUAAUGAGAUUAUGUUUAGUAAUUUGAUGAAGAGAUGUAAUGUACAAUUAUAAAAUGACAGUAUCAUAGUUCAUUGU
Molecule: messenger RNA, 2397 nt
Organism: Erythranthe guttata (spotted monkey flower)
Lineage: Eukaryota; Viridiplantae; Streptophyta; Magnoliopsida; Lamiales; Phrymaceae
Product: Pentatricopeptide repeat (PPR-like) superfamily protein
Molecular function (GO): protein binding
Source: RefSeq, a predicted model, not a curated record